Scleropages formosus (Asian bonytongue) is the source of this 877-nucleotide messenger RNA. RefSeq names its product 40S ribosomal protein S3a. Gene Ontology annotation, biological process: translation. The transcript has 6 exons. Bases 37 to 837 code for a protein of 266 amino acids. Lineage: Eukaryota; Metazoa; Chordata; Actinopteri; Osteoglossiformes; Osteoglossidae. Gene Ontology annotation, molecular function: structural constituent of ribosome. Gene Ontology annotation, cellular component: ribosome. The record is from RefSeq and is a predicted model, not a curated record.
UACGUUCAUCUUCCUUUUCCGCUCCUUGAGUCCACCAUGGCAGUCGGCAAGAAUAAGAGACUGACCAAAGGAGGCAAAAAAGGUGCCAAGAAGAAGAUUGUGGAUCCUUUCUCCAAAAAGGAUUGGUAUGAUGUCAAGGCGCCAGCUAUGUUCAACAUCCGCAACCUGGGCAAGACUCUGGUCACCAGGACACAGGGAACCAAAAUUGCAUCGGAUGGUUUGAAGGGCCGUGUGUUUGAAGUGAGUCUGGCCGACCUGCAGAACGAUGAGGUUGCCUUCCGCAAGUUCAAGCUCAUCACUGAGGAUGUCCAGGGCAAGAACUGCCUUACCAACUUCCAUGGCAUGGAUCUGACUCGUGACAAGAUGUGCUCCAUGGUCAAAAAAUGGCAGACCAUGAUUGAGGCACAUGUGGACGUGAAGACCACCGAUGGCUACCUGCUUCGCCUUUUCUGUGUCGGUUUCACUAAGAAACGCACAAACCAGAUCAGGAAAACCUCCUAUGCUCAGCACCAGCAGGUCCGUCAGAUCCGUAAGAAGAUGAUGGAGAUCAUGACCCGUGAGGUGCAGACCAAUGACCUCAAGGAAGUUGUAAACAAACUGAUCCCUGACAGUGUUGGCAAAGACAUUGAGAAGGCCUGCCAGUCCAUCUACCCCCUCCAUGAUGUCUACGUCAGGAAGGUUAAAAUGCUCAAGAAGCCCAAGUUUGAAUUGGGGAAGCUGAUGGAGCUCCAUGGUGAGGGGGGAAGCACCACCACUGCCAAGCCCACCGGAGAUGACACUGGUGCCAAGGUGGAGAGGGCUGAUGGCUAUGAGCCCCCCAUCCAGGAAUCUGUCUAAACUCAUGCCUGCAAAGUUCAAUAAAACACAAAUCCCUACA